AUGGAGAAGAAGGAGGCUAUCUUGCUUUGUGUAUCACCCACCGUGCUGGCUGCAAGACUUGUAUGUCUCCGGACACUACCUUCUAGGGUUUUCCAGCCCACUUUCAUCACCAAGACCUCUCCGCUUGUGAAGAAUUCCAUCACGAAGAACCACUGGCUCGUAACGCCCAGCUGGGAAUGUGCUACCAAGACAAGACUUAGGGCCCACCGUGGGAAAACAGGACAAGAACUGAAGGAGGUAGCUUUGGAACCAUCAAUGGAAAAAGUCUUUAAAAUUGAUCAAAUGGGAAGGUGGUUUGUUGCUGGAGGAUCAGCUGUUGGUCUUGGCGUGCUGUGCUACCAUGGCUUGGGAACGUCUAAUGAGAUUGGAGCUAUGGAAAAGGCUGUAAUUUGGCCUCAGUAUGUGAAGGAUAGAAUUCAUUGUACUUCGCUGUACUUAGCAGGGAGUAUUAGUUUAACAGCAUUGUCUGCCUUGGCAGUAGCCAGAACAUCUGCUCUCAUGGACUUCAUGAUGAGAGGCUCUUGGGUGACAAUUGGUGCAACCUUUGCAGCCACAAUUGGAGCUGGAAUGCUGGUGCAGUCCAUACCGUAUGAGCGGAGCCUGGACACAAAGCAUUGGGCUUGGAUGCUGCAUUCUAGUGUGAUGGGUGCAGUGGUGGCUCCUCUGACUAUCUUAGGGGGACCUCUUCUUCUGAAAGCUGCAUGUUACACUGCUAGUAUUAUGGGAGGUCUCUCUACCGUGGCCAUGUGUGCACCCAGUGAGAAGUUUCUGAACAUGGGAGCACCCCUGGGAGUGGGCUUGGGUCUUGUUUUUGUGUCUUCACUGGGGUCUAUGUUUCUUCUCCCUACCUUGGUAGCUGGUGCCACUCUGUACUCAGUGGCAAUGUCUGGUGGAUUAAUUCUUUUCAGCACAUUCCUUCUGUAUGAUACUCAGAAAGUAAUCAAACAUGCAGAAAUAACACCAAUGUAUGGAGUUCAAAAGUAUAAUCCCAUCAAUUUGAUGUGGAGAAUCUUCAUGGAUACAUUAAAUAUAUUUAUGUGCGUUGCAACUAUGCUAGCAACUGGAAACAACAGAAAGAAAUGA
Molecule: messenger RNA, 1083 nt
Organism: Acomys russatus (golden spiny mouse)
Lineage: Eukaryota; Metazoa; Chordata; Mammalia; Rodentia; Muridae
Product: growth hormone-inducible transmembrane protein-like
Exons: 2
Coding region: 1-1083 (360 amino acids)
Cellular component (GO): mitochondrial inner membrane
Source: RefSeq, a predicted model, not a curated record